GUGUACCCAGCUGUUGGUCAGAUGGCCCUGAUCCUGGUUAAUCGAGUUUCUUGGGAGCACGUCUCCAAACCGCCCAUUCUGAACCUCUAGUCAUGCCUCAGGGGACCUUUGCUUUCUCUUCCAGCUCCCCACAAAGGAGCAAGCGAGAGGUACUAGGGUAAGCACAGGAGGAUUUGCAAGCGCAAGAAAGGGUUCUCCCAACCUGCCGGCUCUUCUUGGGUGUGGGGGACCUGGGCAUGGUCAAAUCAGUGCAGGAGGGAGUGGGGAAACUGAGGCCCCCAAGGAGACGGGCUUCCCAAGACACCAAGAUGGAGACGAGGCUACUAUCUAGACUCCAGGGGCGUCCUGUGCACCCCCUCCAGUCCAGCCUCCAUAUUGCUGCUCACAAGCUCUCAUUGGGUCCCCAUUGCCUUCAUCCCCAAGUCCACAUUCCUAAAGACUUCCGUGACCUCCCCUCCCAUCACCACCGUUCUGAAGGGCACCCUGUUUUCCUUAACUGUGCCAGCUGCCCCCAUCACCACCACCAGCACCCUGUGCUUUGGGGAGCUGCCUGGUUUACCCCUUCCUCUCCGCUCUCCUCCAUCAGAGCUCCCCCUGUCUUCAAGGUCCGUCUCCAUGGCCGCCUCCCACAGAGCCUUCCCUCUCCCUUGAGUUGUCCCCAGUCUGCCACUGCCCGAAUCACUGGGUUCCCUGUUGUUUCCUCCUUGGAGGCACAGAGAGUUAUAUGUAUGAACUGCUAUGUCUACCUCCUAGGCCUUGCCUCACCGAGGCUGGGUUUCUCUUGGAUGAUGUUUUCUGGAAGAACUGGCUUGGCUGCAGCUGCGGCCCAUUCUUCCUGACCCAGGGAGGAAGGACCCGACAAGUGGGUCCAGGUCUGGGCUGGACUGCAGGAGCACAACGGCCAACUUCCUGGGUGACUCAGCGGGCGGAGCUGAGCUGGAGUGAGCUGACCAGGGAGAGAACAAAACAGGGAAAUGAGACACAUGCCCGGCCCGUGCGAGGCCCUGAGCUGGGCCACACGCAACCCUGUGUAGUGUUCACGCUGCCAUCGCUGAGCGGCGAUGGUCACCAUCCCUCUCCUCUAGCUCAGACGCCAGGCUCAGGGCAGGGAGCUACCCCCAUCCAGGCACCGCUCACUGGGCUCUCUGCCUUGGCUGGAAUCCCGGCCCUGUAGGCAGAGGCGGGCCUCUGUUCCUGCCUCUGAAAGAUGGAGAUAGCACUUAGCACUCGCUCCACGGUGGUGUGGGCUCAGGCAGUUUGAUCCACCGUUGUGCUUAGGACAGGGACUGACAAAGGGAAAGCUCUCCACACAUGGUGGCUGUCCGUCCAGUGAAUAGAUUAAUUAGUGCUCCGUGCAGCCACCUCAAAGGAAGGGACAGUUUUUAUCAUUUUACAGAUGAGGGACUUGAUGCUCAGCCCAUGUGAUGUCCCUGGAGUCAUAAUGCAAAGGAUGCACGCGGUGCAUUUCGGGUUUCCCCUGCAGGGUCCCACCCCUAGCUGCGGCACCCGGACCAGCUCCCAGGUCUCUGCACCUCCAGCCUCUGCCUCCUUUUUCUUUGGUCAUUUUCAAUCCAUGAUGCCUUCUGAGCUUCCGCUGGGACGUGUCAUGCCAGGGGAGCCGGGUACAUCUUGGAGUUUGGGGCCUGUCCCUUCUCUCAGUGCUGGUACACGUUUACUGUGUGUCAUUGGACAAAUCACUUCCCCUUUCUGAGCUCAGCGUCCACAUCUGUCAAUUGAAAUGGGGCAGACGUGAAAGGGGGUGUGGGUGUUCAAAGGCACUCUGCGUAGGAAGAUGGAAACUACGGGAGGGGUUUCAGUAGUGAAACCUAACAUGCAGGCGCACUCGCAACGUGCCAGGCACCGCUCAGAGUACGUCACCGGCACGGCCUCAUGUCCUUCUCGGCACAGCCCUGUGAGGUCGGUACCAAGCUUAUGGAGGAAGAAACUGAGGCGAAGCUUCAGGCAGAAGGAUUCGAUUCAGGGGCACAUACAAAGUUGUUGGAAAGGUGACCGGGGUGGUGGCAGACCAGACUGUAGCUGCAACCCGCCGACCUGUUCAUUUGCUCCCUUCCAUCCCACGAUCUGCUCACUCCGCUGGUGUGCGGAGAUUUUUCCUGGCACCUCUGGGGCCUCUCUGAGCCCCUUCCUCUUCCCCGGAUGUGCCAAGCCCCUGACAUGUGCAGGAUGCCACACCAGGCACCAGGCACACAGAGAGGCCGAGGAAAGACACCGUGGCUUUCACUUCUGGCUAUGGCAGAAGAUUGGGCCAAAACAGUUCUUUCACUGAGGAUAAUAAAAACUGGCUAAGAUAGGAAUCCAGCUCUGAAGGCGUGAGAGAACAACCGUGGCAGCCAGGCCUUGUGGGGCGAAGAUCCCAGGCAGAAGCAAAAGAGGGGCGGUGAUAAAAUAAUAAAGAGUUCAGGACGACCAAGUCAGCCAAAACCUGAGCAACCAAGAACCUGGAGCAAAGGGAAGCACAGAGAAGAGAGUCAUUAUUCUGCAUCUCUUGUUCCUUUAAAGGCAUUUGCCAGUGUUUAAGAUGCAUGGGACCACGGCCUGCAAAACCAAGCCAGAAACAGCAGCCGAGAGCCUAACAGGCUAGACCUAGCUUUUGGCAAUCUGCCAGUGCAGGGCAGACAGAAACUGGAGAUGACAUCCUACAAGGAAGGGGUCCCUUAGUAGGCACCUCAGCUAUGCUUUGAGAAGGGCUACUACACCCUAUCAGUAAGAGCAAACCAGGAGUGACCAGUCAUCAUAAGUAACUAAAAUGCAGCUCUGGUCACCCCAGUCACCAACUGGAAAAAGGUAGUGUGCCCCUGAUCUACUGCCCACCAGGAGAAAACGACUUCCUCUCUGAAUAAGGACAGCCUCAUCCUGAGCCUCUGCAUUUUUGCCAUACACAGUAUCCACAGUUACCAUGCCAAGGGACAGAACCAAAUGACCAAAGAGAGAGAAACAGAGACAACGGACCAUAGAAAUAGACCCACGUGUUAUCCAAAUGUCCCAAGUAUGGACGUGGACUUGAGAAUAACUGCUGAAUAAUUGCAGGAAGAUAGAUGACAAGAAGGAGCAUUUCUCCAGAAAACUGGAACUUAUACAAAAAUUACUCAGGUGGAAAUGCUAGAACUGAAAAAUACGGGGACAGACAUGAAGAAUGUAACAUAUCAUUCAAAUAGAUUAGACACAGCAGAAGAAAACAAAGUAGUAUCCAGCUAAGGAGUCGGAAAGGCAGCAGAUUUCAAACCCAAAGAAAUGUCAAGAAAGGAGAUCAUGAGGAUGAGAGAAGGUGUUGAUUAAGUAGACGGAUUCGCUGUGGCCACGUCGAAAGACCCAGGAGGAGGCAGAAGCCCGUGUCAUAGUGCUGGCUCUGCCUCCAUCUCGCUGUGUGACAUUGGACAAGUCAGUUGUCGUCUCUGCACUUCAGGUUCCCAUUUCAGGGAAGUAGACAUGAUGACGCAUUUCGCCCAGUUGGUGUCAAGAUCGCAGGGAGGACAGACUGUGGCAGCUCUUCAGCAGAAGUGCUAAUAUCCCCGCCGACCUGCAGCCAUUUCACCUAUAACCCUACUGCCCGGGUGGCUGUGUGAGGAGCUGGAGGGCGCCCCGGCCCUGGGAUAACGACUGUGCAGUUCAGCAGGCGUUGGCUAAACAUUCAGAAACCCACACGGUCCGUUCAUGUGGUUUUCCACGCAUGUGAGACGACUCUUCUCUCAGCGACUGGUAAUGGCCACCAUGGCCCUAUAUUACCAGGGGAGGGUAUCUUUAGUAGGAAUCCUCCUGAGGGAAAUCCGUCCGCAGUCCUUGAAAAGGGCUCAGGCAUUUGUCAGCAUGGAGCUGCUGGCGACCUGCCAUACACACGAUCCCUGUGCCUCUACAGUGAGAUGGCUGUGGUGCUGCAGGCAGGACUGGGAGCUGUGCCCCCUCCUUAAUCCGUCUUCUUUUCCUCUUUGCUUUUGGAGAGGUGUGGCCAGCCUCCCUCCCUGCACACUUGGCACGCAGAGGUCUUUGGCCCGUGGCGUCUUGGCCUGGGUUCCAUUUUGGGAGCCAGGCCUGGUGUUCCCCAUGUGUUGCGGGCUGCCUCACCUCAUACAGCACAGGAAAAUCACACAGCUUUUUCCAGGGCUUUCGAAAGUGCUAAUUGAUGCCAGCCCAGACGCCUCGGCUGGUAGGUGGGAUCCAGCAAGCACCCUGGCCUCGGAGAUGCGGCUACCAGGACAUGCCAGGCUGACGGGAGGAAGGGGUGUUGCCGUCCCCUGAUUCUGCUGUGCAGCUUUGCCCUCUGUCCCAAGUCUCAUCCCACCCCUAGCAUCAGCUGAGAGCACUCGGAGCUCUCACACGGAGCCAGGACCUUGUGGGGAACCUACCGUCUCACCCAGAAUCUUAUUUGAUCAAUGCGGUGUAACAGUCAUCUAUUUCAGUGGGCUGGCCUCUGCCCUUGGCACUGGGAUACGUAGGAAGUGCAUUCUGGGCUGUGCGUCUCACAAAGACAGAUGUGGGGAGACCAUGUCACUCCCUCAGCUCAGACCCUCCACAGCAUAGGGCCCAGCAAAUGCAUCACGCGUGAACUGGAUGAAGGGACAGAUCUCGCUUGAUUGACAGCCCUGAGAAGGCAGCAGAAUCUCUGUAAUCAGCCCCACUUUCCAGGUGAAGGAGUGGUUCAGAGAGAUUAGAUAACUUGUUCAGGGUCACACAGCAAAUGGGUGGUUCCAUCUGGUGACCAUCAAAGCCUUCCGAGCCUCGGUCUGUGUUUCCUUGCCCAGAUCUCUUCUCUGCAUCACCAGCCCUGGGCUUUCCGCUCAUGCUCGUCUGCAUUCUUUCAUGCCAUGUGUGUGCCAGGUGACAGGCCCACAACAAUGAGGGAGAUUAAGUUUCUCUCCUCGUGGAGCGCCCAGCCCAGAGAGAAAGGAGGCAGGUAAGCAGUCAGCUCAGGCCGAAUAGAGCCAGGCCUCCGUGGAAGCCCAGGGAGGCCCCUCCUCACGCCAGGAAUGGGCAGGCCUUCCUCUACGAGUCAGUGCCAGCUGAACCCUAAAGAAUGAGUGAGAGCCAAGCACGGUAGGGUGACUUUUCUGGACAGAGGGGACAGCCUGGGCGGGAGCCCAGAGGCAGGAGCAGCUGUGACCUGUGGGUCAGUCAUAUUGCUUCCAGUUACAAGUACUCUGCUUUACACAAUAAAGGGGAUUUAUUCUCUCAUGUUACUGAAAGGUCAGCACAUAGGGUGGGCUGCAGGCGUGGCUAGAUCAGGGGGUUAACUGUAUGCCUGGCCCUGUUCAGCAGUCACCUCUUCCACAGGAGCUAGCAAAAUGGCUAGCACAACUCUGAUUUCCACAUCCAAACAUCAAACUGGCCAGAGCAAAAGAAACGUCUGCCCUCCCUAAAAAUGUCGGGGGCUGUACUCUGAUUGGAUGGAAUUAGGACAUAGUCCCAUCCCUGGACCAAUGACCUUGGUAAGACGGGGUGGGGACCCUAUGCUGGCCAAGUGAAGUCAGAGCCCACCCUGGAAGGUUAAUUGAGCUCAGAUGACAGAGUUGCUUCUUGAUGGAGGGGCCGGGGGCGGCUGGAAGGGACAAUUACGGAUGCCAUUGGGUUCUAAAUACAAGCCAGUUGUUGUGACAAGUGGAAAACGGAGCAGGAGGCCAAUCAAAAUGACCUUGCCAACAGAGCUGAGGCGUUGAGGAAAGUUGCAGGAGGUUGCAACAUGUCUUCUUUGUGUCUCCAGGAAAGCACGGUGGAUUUAAUUUGAUUUCUAAGCAGCCCCUCUUUCUACCAAAAGGUACUUUCCAAACUGUUACUUUCUUGGGAAAAAUAUAUCCCGCUGAUCAAUGAGCAACAGGUUGAGGAUGGGGAGGACUUGAUUAGACACAGCAAUGGGGGCACGGUCCAAGCAAAGGACGAAGGAGUCGCGCUCAGGUGCAGAGCUGUGACCACGGUGGCUCCCUGCUGAAGCCGGAAGACAGCGGUGUAGCCUGGGCACUUGUGUUACGGGCAUCUGAGGAGUUUCUGUUUGCUUUCUUCGAUUAAAUAUACUCCCCUUUCUCUCUAUCCCUCCAACUAUGGUCAUCUGAAGACCAGUUUGCAGAUGGGGUCCCCUUCAGAGCAGAGCCCCCAUUCCUGGUGGCCCAGUCCCUUCCAGGUUCAUGGAAUCAGAGGUCUGUGGCUCUGGAUUCAGACCUACUUCCUCCUUUCCCCCACGACCAAGUCACUUAAUCUCUUUGAACCUCACUUUCUUCCAAAACAGGAAACCCCUAUCUAGCUGGUGGUACGCUUUGAGGAUUAUCUGAGGACAUAGAUGUGUAUGAGGGUGCCAUCACGCCCAGCUCUGAGUGGAUUAUCCAAGAAUCUCCAUUCCUUGAAAAUGGACACUUAAAGUUUAACAAUGGCCUAAUAGGCACCAGAAGCUCAGCGUCUAUCAUUUUAUCUUGCCUUCAUAAUCAUUCUGUAAGUGGAGGCAUUACUAUCCCAUUUUAUAGAAGAGGAAGCUGAGGGCCAGGAAGGUUGAGUCACUUUCCCAAGGCCACACAGCUGGAAACUAGAACUUGAACCUGGGUCGUGUAAGGCCCACAUGAUGGGACUGAGGCUAAGUGGCAGAGUUCGGAUGCUGGGCUAGCCAGAAGCUAGGACACCCCUAAGCCUAUACCCUUUCUGUUGUUGUUGAAAUUAGAAUCCGAAAAGAACGAAAGAGAGAGAAAGUAAUGUGUACUUAGCAACCUCUAAUUGUGUGCAGGCAUCAUUGACUGAGUUCCGAAACUUUAAUUGAAUGCUUAAAUGUACUAGGUUCUGGUUGCAGGGAGGAUGAGUGGGACAACUUCUGUGUCCCCUAGCAGCCUUGUAGAAUAGGUGUUGACACUCCAUUGUACACGAGCACACACGCAGGCUCAAGCGGGCCAAGAAAUCGUCCAUAGCCAUCUGCCACGUGGGCUUGGCAACAGAGCAGAAGAGAAUGGAAUUCAUCCCGGAGGAGGUGACAGACAACCCUCAGUGCCUUCUUUAAGCCCGCUGCCCAGCCGCCACGUCUCUGGUGACAGCAUGGACAGACUGAGCUCUAAUUAAGGAUCAUUACACACCACCCUUCUCGGAGGACAGGGAUAACCACAGAGUCUCUCUGUCCUGCACCGUGAACCUUCUUUCCAGGUCCUCACCCCUGAGGGACCCGGGACUGUCACCAUGAUUAAUUAGCCCUCAGCCCCUUUGGAUGGGAAAAGAAGUUUGAUUAACAUUUCAUCAAGAGACGUUAUCGGCUGUUUAAGGAUUGCUGACAAAGCUGGCUACUUUAUUUUCGGAAGAGACAAAUUGUAUGCAAGAAGAACCAUCCCACCCUGAGCGGUCCCCUUAGCUUCUGAUGUCUGGGUGAUGUCCGGUGCACUGGGGUGGCCAUUGCUCAGCGGAAGUGAAAUCAGCCAGAACAGGCCUUGAGGGCCCCCGGGAAUUCCCGCCUUGCCUUGUGAUCUAGCCUCCAUCUCUGGGAUUUUUUUCUUCCAGGUUCCUCCUCAGAGUUGAUUUCCUCCAGCCCAACACAGGAAAGCAGACAUGGCAGCCGUGAGGAAAAGGACCCUCAAAGUGCUCACCUUGUUCGUCCUCUUCAUCUUCCUCACCUCCUUCCUCCUGAACUACUCCCACACCACAGUGCCCUCCGCCUGGUUCCCCAAGCAGAUGGUCCUUGAGCUCUCGGAGAACCUCAAGAAGCUUAUGACCUAUUCUCACAGGCCCUGCACCUGCGCCCGCUGCAUCGGACAGCGGAAGGUCUCGUCCUGGUUCGAUGAGAGGUUCAACUGGUCCGUGCAGCCGCUGCUGACGGCGCAGAACGCACUCUUGGAAGAAGGCACCUACAGCUGGUGGCUGAGGCUGCAGAGGGAGAAGCAGCCCAGUAACUUGAAUGACACCAUCAAGGAGCUGUUCCAGGUCGUGCCUGGGAACGUGGACCCCCUCCUGGAGAAGAAGUCGGUGGGCUGCCGGCGCUGUGCUGUGGUGGGCAACUCGGGCAACCUGAAGGAGUCCUGGUACGGGCCUCAGAUUGACAGUCACGACUUCGUGCUGAGGAUGAACAAGGCCCCCACCACGGGGUUUGAGGCCGACGUGGGAAGUAAGACCACCCACCAUCUCGUGUACCCCGAGAGCUUCAGGGAGCUGGCGGAGAAUGUCAACAUGAUCCUGGUCCCCUUCAAGACCCUGGACCUGGAGUGGGUGAUCAGCGCCACCACCACGGGCACCAUCUCCCACACCUACGUUCCUGUCCCCAAGAAGAUCAAAGUGCAACAGGAUAAGAUCCUGAUAUACCACCCGGCCUUCAUCAAGUACGUCUUCGACAGCUGGCUGAGGGGCCACGGGCGGUACCCUUCUACCGGCAUCCUCUCCGUCAUCUUCUCCCUGCACAUCUGUGAUGAGGUGGACUUGUAUGGCUUCGGGGCAGACAGCAAAGGGAAUUGGCACCACUACUGGGAGAACAACCCAUCGGCGGGGGCUUUCCGCAAAACUGGGGUGCACGAUGGAGACUUUGAGUCCAAUGUCACAGCCACCUUGGCGUCCAUCAACAAAAUCCGGAUAUUUAAGGGGAGAUGACGCUGCGAAGGGUCAAGGACGGAUGUACCAGAGCGCACCUCUCGUGUCAGCUCCAGCUUCUCGCCGGAGCCGUCACCUUCUGCGAACCUCCAGGGCCAGCCCCAGGGGUGUGCCCAGGUGCCCCUCUCAGCCUCUUGCAUCCCCCAACAUUUGACAGCAUCUGCUCAGCAAGGUCACCAAGCCCUUCCAGGGCUUCAGAGCAAGUCUCAGAACCAGCGUGGGUGGGAAGACACGCUCACUGCUGUCCCAGCGCUAAGCGAAGGUGGGGACAUGCGGGAGAGGUUCGUGCUCCACGCACGGCGGUCAUCUGGGCUUUGGAGGACGUGGGGGCAGCAGAUACUGAAGACACUCAUGUUCUAAAGGAAAGGACAGUCUCCCAGGGAGGAAGGGCAGAGACGUCCCUCUGCUGAGGGGCCCAGGGCUAACUCCCAACCUGGUUCUUGCUGGGAUGCUUCUGAGUGAGGACGGCCUCCAGGGCAGGACCACGGGGCCCAUGCAUGCCAGCACUGGGGACGAGACGACGCCUUCCUUUGCACGACGCCUGGCCUCUCACUUGGUGUGACAAGCCCAUCUCUCCGUUUCUUUCCAAAGCUCGUUUAUGGUGGUCGGGAGAGGGUCCUCACCCCAAUGAUCGUCAUGCUUGGCAAGGUGUUUCUGACUCCAGCAGAUGUCUUCUUCCCAAGCUGAUGUGCUCUUCUCGAGUAAUCAAUCCUUGCGGUUAAAAUUAUGGCUGAGAGCAGAUCUGACUACUUCCAUGUGCCUUUGUACUGGGGGGGAGAAAUGCAUGCAUUGGCUGAAAUGAGGCAGAUGCCCCGAUUCAGGAAAGGGGACCCCUGGCAAUGGCCCCCCUUGCUUCAUAGCUGGGGACAUCUUUUGUAGUUUCCUGAGCCAGCUCCUGAGUUAGAACAAAGCUCGGAUGAUACUCAACACCUCCCAGAGGUGCAGGAACCACGGAACGUCACUCUGUUGUCACAGACUGUUGGAUUUUGUGCCCGUAACCUUCCAAGCUCACGCUGUGGGCCCAGUCCCUGCUGGCCACCUGCGUGGUGUCCCGGAGGUUCGGGGACCAUCCUAGAACUGUGACCAUCAGAACAGGAGAAGUCAUACCUCAUCCUCUCACUCUUCCUCAUUAGCCUUCCUGAUUAUUUAUUGAUUUUUGUUGUUGUUGAAUUCAGCUGACAUCGUGUGCACUUUCUGGCUCUAUUGCUGGUCCUGGGAUUCUAAUUAAGUUAGCUCCUGCCCCACCUGGCAGCUGGGGCGUGGGGAGCUUAAAACAAGCUUUAUAGGCAUCCUCAGGCUUGGGUGUUGGCGGUAUCUAGGGCUUGGGGGCUCACCGGUCGGUGGGCAGAUCCUGGGGUGUCAGGUGGGUGGGCUUGUGGAAUGCUCUGUACCUCCUUUUUCACCCCACCUUCUUUUGUUUUACCUGUGAACUUGGAUUCAGUCUCAGGCUAAGACUCUCCAAACACCCCGUGGAACCUCCUUGGGGCCAGAUGGGGAGUGGAGUCACAGGCGUAGGAGGACAGUGAAGGUUGGCUCCAGUUACUGACAUUUAACCAGAAAAACCACUUUUCCUGUUGAGAGCAUUUCCCAAAAGGCCACUGCUACUCUGAGGGGGGGUGACAGGCUCCUGGUGGAGUGUGAAGGGGGCCGGUCUCAGAAGCCAAGGGCCUGCUCCCUCUGCUCCCCACAGGGCCCUGGUCAGCCCUGCUCGUCCUGGCCUCAGUUUCUCCCUCGGCAAACAAGGUGGGCGGGGAGAAUUGUGGGUGCUCAGGGGCCACAGAUGGUGUCAGGCAGUUCAUAAGAGUCCCCAGAAAUUGCAUGCCAUGUUUGUUUUUUCUCUGUCUGUACAUAUGAGCAUCUUCCUGGGGAAAGGCUCCGUAGCUUUUGUCAGAGUCUCAAAGGCUCCGAAUCCAGAAAACAUUAAAAACAAACAAACAACAGAAAGAAAUCCUGUUCCAGCUUUGAAGUCCUCCAAAGCUUAAGACUCUCUUGACUGAUAAAGGCUUGUAAAUUGUUGUGAGGUCAAAUCCUGGAAGGCUAGAGCUCGUGGCAGAACGUGAGGUGAGGAACUCAGCAAGCGUCCGGUGGCUGGCUGAUUAAUCCUGGGACAAACCUUGGGAAAAGCGAGCAGUGUGGGCUGACGCCUGCGUGCUCCCCUUCUCCCGCAAGCUGCGUCUGUUCAGGCAGGUCAGGUUCAGAGCGAGCAAUCAGAGCUUCUGGGCUUUGCUGAGAGAGCAGGUGCCCAAAGAGAGGAGGUGUCCCCAGCUGAGCUGCACACUGCCUGGGUCAGCCACCUAGCCCCUGCCCAUCUCUCUCUCCCUCCCUCCCUCCCUCCCACUAGGCUGUUCAAGCGGUGAGAUGCCUUUCAGCCCUCAGAAUACCCAUUUUGCAGAUGAGAAAAAGCAAGGCCCAGAGAAGGGAAGUGACUUGCGAAAGUGAACCAGUUGGUGACAGAUAGCACAAGUCCAACAUUGUGAGCAAAAAUAAGAUGUUUCUUGCUCCAGGUUGAAAACGCCCAGAGGUGAGCUUUCCCAACCAGGCUCCGCCCAGCUUCUCAAAGCGCUGUCACCGGGCUUCGGCCUCAGCCUUUGCUCUGUCUUGCCCCUGGGCUGCCUCCUCCGGCUGCCCACAGUGGCCCGGGCAAGCUGAAAUCUCCACCUUCUCAUCCCUCUAGAGGAGGAGACAACAUUUCACUCUUCCUAUAUCCCGAACACACAUCUCUGUGUCUCAUGAGCUUAGCAACGGGGACGUAACUGGAAGAAAAAAAAAGAAAGAAAGAAAGCCAGUCAUUGUGGCUGGGAUUAAAUGCACUCAGUGAUGUAAGCCAAUGAGGACCCAUACCUGGGAUAAAGGUGGCUGAGAACCGGGUGAAGCGUUUCCCACGGGGCAAUGGGCGUGUGUCGCCAGGAGAACGCGGAGGCUCCGGCAUGUCCACCACACACAGCUGGGCUUCCUCGGGCCCCUGGAUGCCAGCCCAGGGCUCCUCCAUCCCACAGGUAGAGAGCUCCUUGGAGACCAGCCCCAGGCGCCGGACAGGGAGCAGAGGUAUCUCUGCCUGCAGCAAUCAGUGCUGAGCCUGAAGCUGCAGGCGCCGGGGUUGAUGAGGGAGAGAGAUCUCAGCAGCAGCCUGGUAUUCCGGUCCCCCUCUGUGAGCAAGGAGCAGGACCCACACCUGCACCCACAUCCCCCUGGGCCCCCAUCCUCAACCACCUGAUGGAAGCACACGGAGGUGGGUUUGUAGCCUCUGGCUCCAGGAGCAACUGGAGGCAGAGAAGAAAGUUCUCACAUUGAUGCCCUUUUGAAAAACCUGGCUACAUCAGUGACUAUCCAGCAAGCCACCUGGGCUGGGCGCAGUGGGAGAAACCAGAUCAGAGAAAAUAGGACAUAAAACGGGGGAGCCAGACAAGCAGGCGGGGAGGGCACUGCACACGGAGAGGGCGGGUCCGGAGGCUGGAUGGCAUCCCAGACUCUGUGGUGGUGGCCAGAAGGGACAGCAAGACGCCAGUCCUACCUCGACGUGAGCUGGGCCUCUGGGUCAUAGGUGGACUAGGAUCAGAGUAUUUAGAACUGUGUUGUUUGCUUUCACCGUUCUCUUCAAAGCAGCCUGAACACGAAUCAAAUGGAAAACGGAAGUCUCAUAGCCUCUGCAGAGCUUAACCUGCCUCAUUGGUCAACUCAUUGCCGCGCGCCUGGUUGUGAAGGAAACACUUUCCCAAGGAAGCCCAAGCCCUGACUGACUGCUGUCCAGCUUAAGAUGGCUGGACACCGGCCAUGUGCCAUCAGGAACCAGCAACUGUCCUCUCCCCUCCAAAGAGCUCGGGUCGCCAUCAUGUCCACUGUGGACACCUGGUUUGCAGCAAAUGUGCCACAGGCCACCAGCUGGUACCCUUCCCUGGGGCUUGGGCUAAGUUUCGAGAUUGAUUCAGUUUUCUUCCUUUUGUUUGUCAUCAUGAAAACACCAGCUCCAGGACCCCGGGAGCACCAUGUGACACCUCUGUGCAAGGAAAAGGAGCUUAGGAACAGCAGAGGCAGGGAGAGUGCAUUUGAUCAACAUCAGACUAUUAGCAACUCUUUCUUAAGAUAGAGCCCCGUGCUUCCUACAGGCAGCCCACCUGCUUCCACUCCCCCGGAUGCCCCCUCCCAGCCCAUCGGAGAUCCAGACUCGUGUUGCACAGCUUCGGUCAUAGACCAGAACUGCCGCUUGUGGUCCCCUGGCCCAGGGCCCUGAGCCAGAUGCCAGCUUUAAGCCAGGCCUGUGUCAGGAACCCGGCCCCCCCAGGAUGACAUGGUGCCCGAUUGAGCUAGCAUUUUACUGAAUUCACAUCAAAGCCAAAGUUUCCUGAGCACUUUUUUCUUCUUGGCAAUCUAGUUUGGUUGGUUGGUGGUGGUUUAAAAUUUGGUUUUUCCCUUCACCUUCGCCCCCCACCCUCCAGCCCUGUUCCUGUGUUUUGCAGCUGAGCGUUAAUCUGGAUGCGUUUUGAAUGAAGUUAGCAAGAGUCGCCUUCCUCAGCCUCUGCUUCGUUUUAUUUAUUGUUGAACAUUUCCAGUGAUCUGAAUCAAAGUGAAUAAAAAGAGCUAUUUUAUCGUU
This is a messenger RNA of Hipposideros armiger (great roundleaf bat), 13138 nucleotides long. RefSeq names its product ST3 beta-galactoside alpha-2,3-sialyltransferase 1 (gene ST3GAL1). NCBI's taxonomy places the organism in Eukaryota, Metazoa, Chordata, Mammalia, Chiroptera, Hipposideridae. Gene Ontology annotation, biological process: sialylation. Bases 7522 to 8550 code for a protein of 342 amino acids. Gene Ontology annotation, cellular component: membrane. The transcript has 7 exons. Gene Ontology annotation, molecular function: beta-galactoside (CMP) alpha-2,3-sialyltransferase activity. The record is from RefSeq and is a predicted model, not a curated record.